Molecule: messenger RNA, 2861 nt
Organism: Centropristis striata (black sea bass)
Lineage: Eukaryota; Metazoa; Chordata; Actinopteri; Perciformes; Serranidae
Gene: tgfbi
Product: transforming growth factor, beta-induced
Exons: 17
Coding region: 110-2140 (676 amino acids)
Biological process (GO): extracellular matrix organization; cell adhesion
Cellular component (GO): extracellular matrix
Molecular function (GO): cell adhesion molecule binding
Source: RefSeq, a predicted model, not a curated record
CAGAGCAGGAAGAAGCAGAAGAAGAAGCAGAGAGGACGGAGAGAAAGCAGCAGAGAGAAAGAAAGAAAGAGCAGCAGCAGCAUUAGAAGAAGAAGAAGUGUUUGUGGAGAUGAAGGUGUGUGUGCUGGUCCUGGGUCUGGCCCUGGUUCUGACCGUGGUUCUGGCCCGGUCCCCGUACCAGGCGGUCCUGCAGCACAGCCGGAUCCGAGGCCGGCAGCAGGGGCCGAACGUCUGUGCCAUGCAGCAGCUGAAAGGAACCGACAAGAAAUAUUUCACCAACUGUAAACAAUGGUACCAUCGCAAGAUCUGCGGGAAACCCACGGUGAUCACCUACGAGUGCUGUCCCGGCUACGAGAGGAUCCCCGGAGAGAAGGGCUGUCCCGCUGCGCUGCCUCUGGUGAACAUCUACAACACUCUGGGCGUGGUCGGAGCCUCCACCACCCAGAUGUACUCUGAGCGAGCGCAGCUGAAGGAGGAGAUUGAAGGUCCCGGCAGCUUCACCUUCUUCGCCCCGAGCAACGAGGCGUGGGCCGCCCUGCCCACGGAGAUCCUGGAUGCUCUGGUGAGCAACGUGAACAUCGAGCUGCUGAACGCUCUUCAUUACCACAUGGUGAACCGCCGGCUGACCUCCGAGGAGCUCAAACACGGAUCCUCCUUCGCCUCCAUGUACCAGGACUUCCACGUCCACAUCCACCACUACCCCAACGGGAUCGUGACGGUGAACUGCGCUCGUCUCGUCAAACCCGACCAACACGCCACCAAUGGCAUCGUGCACGUGGUCGACCGCGUCAUCACCGCCAUCUCCAACAACGUGCACACGCUUCUCGAUGUCGACGACGACCUGGAGACGCUGCGCACGGCGAUGACCGCCGCGGGUCUGUCCCCCAUGUUGGAGACCGACGGUCAGUACACCAUCUUCGCUCCCACCAACGAGGCCUUCGAGAAGAUUCCUCAGGAGACCCUGAACCGGAUCCUGGGAGACCCCGUGGCUCUGAAAGACAUGCUGAACUACCACAUCCUGAAGAACAUGCAGUGUGCCGAGUCCAUCGUGUCGGGGACCCCCAUGGAGACUCUGCAGGGCACCGUGCUGGAGGUCGGCUGUGACGGGGACCAGAUGACUCUGAACGGGAAGGCCAUCAUCACCAAGAAAGACCAGCUGGGAACCAACGGAGUCAUCCACUACAUCAGCGAGCUGCUCAUCCCCGACUCAGCCAAAGUCCUCCUGGAGCUGGCUGAAGACUCAUCUGUUGCCAUGGCCACCAAGCUGUUUGUUGACGCCGGCCUGUCUCCUCAUCUGACGGGCUCCGAGGCUCUGACCCUGCUGGCUCCUCUGGACGAAGCCUUCAGAGGAAGUGACAUGCGUAUGACUCCUGACAUGAAGAAGCUGAUGACCAAUCACAUCCUGAAGCAGCAGCUUUCCUCCAAUUCUCUGUACCACGGUCAGGAGCUGGAGACGCUGGGAGGACUCAAACUGCGAGUGUUCGUCUACAGAGACAACCUUUGCAUCGAGAACGCCUGCAUCGCCGCUCACGACAAGACAGGACGCUACGCCACCAUGUUCACCGUGGACAAAGUCCUCACGCCGCCGAUGGGCACGCUGAUGGACGUCCUGAAGGCCGACGACCGCUUCAGCAUGCUGGUGGGGGCCAUCCAGACGGCAGGGAUGACGGAGCUGCUGAACCAGCCGGGGGCGCUCACCUUCUUCGCCCCGACCAACGACGCCUUCAACGCUCUGCCGCGGGCCGAGCUCAACAGGCUGCUGCGUGACUCUGUGCAGCUAACGGCGAUGCUCAAGUAUCACCUUGGCGACGGGAUGCUGGUGAGCGGCGGCGUCGGCUCUCACACCAGGUUCAAACCUCAGCAGGGCGAGCGGCUGGAGAUGGGCGUGAGGAACUUCACCGUGUACGUGAACCGCAUCCCGGUGGCGGCCGCCGACCUGAUGGCGACUAACGGAGUCGUCCACGGAGUCAACAGCAUCAUCAAACCUCUGCCUCCUAAGGUGGACCGUGUGCAGGCUGACGGACCUGCAGCUCCUCUCAGAACGGACUCGUCCUCCCGGGUCGACUCCAAGAGCUUCAGGAACGACGACCUGUUCCAGAAGGUGAUCCGGAGCCGCUCCAGCCGGACGAUGAGCCAGUGAAGCUGCAGGACGUCUGAGGAGCCAAAGAGCAGAAGAAGAAGAAGAAGCAGAAGAAGAAGAAUCCCCUCCAGCCUCCAGACGGCUGAUCUGGUUCAGUCCCAGAGAGAAACGCUUCAACUUUACUCUAACUUUCCUUCAUCACGUCCCGACUCACCGUCUCUGUAGGAAAGAUCAAACGUUUAGUGUCUAAAUGUGACUUCAACUGGAUAAAAAGUCAGUUUGUGACCAGAAAAACAAAGAUAAAGUCGACUUUUUUAAUAGAUUUUUAUGCAAAACAUUUUAAAAACAAACGUUAUAAAAUGUGAUGAAAUAUACAAACACCAUGUUUCAGUGACUGAAGGAUUCUGGGUAAUCAGACUCUGUGUGAUGUUUUCUUUCUUUAUGUUAAUGUGUCAAAAUGCAGAAUAUGAUAAUGAAGGUUGUUGAAAGGCAUUCUGGGAAAUGUAGGAAACCACUAGGUGAGUGUGACGAGUGUCUGGAGGGUCUGAGGGGAUUUAUUUUUUUAUUUUUUUAUUUUCUCUGUACUGUAAACAACAAACAAACAGUUUGAACUUUCACAUGGAAAACUUUUGUAAAGUGUGUUUCUGUUUACUGUCUGAGCUCAAACAAACAAACAAAACAAACAAACAAACAAGUUGUUUGAAGGAUUUCUGUAACUUUUUUAGGAUUUUUUUUCUCUUUGUGUUUUUUGUAAAAUAAAACUGAAAAAUGAGCUCUGAAA